CGCGCGUGGGGGAUUUCUUCGGCGAGGGGGGUUGCGGAGAUGGGACCUGCGAUUUUGUUUUUUUCUGUUGUCAGUGGGGAUUUGUGGAGGGGAAGAUGGGGGUUGCUGCGAACCUAGUGCGCAGAAUGUCCUGGUAUAUCGACAAACACUCCAUCGCCACAUUAUCCCCCCACCCACUUCCUCCCUCCACGAUAUCAUCCUUUGUCUCUCCAUCUUGCCUGCCCGGACCCGUCUUCCUCGCAUCAUCCCACGACUCCACCCAUUCACCAACGCACCUCCCGCCAGGUAAGCAAACAUGAUCAACAGCAGGCCCCAUUUUUCAAACCUGUCUACGCCUUCCACACUCCUACCCCUGGAUCGUACGAGUAAGUAGAACGAUUGGACUAACCCCGCUGCGAUGUAUGCGGAGCACGAACAACUCAAGAUCCAGCCGAGUGAAGCCAUGACGCCAGAGAUGUAACUCAGAUACUUCCGAAUCGAAGGGGGUGCGAAGGCCGCGGUGUAACUAGCCAUUGCACCUGAGCUUGGGUGCAUACUCGCCAUUUCCGCGAGCGAAAGGAUCACGGUGGUGAAGGCGAGACUGGUCAGGACGAAUGUUGCCAGCAGGGGCCCUGGGGUAGCAGUAGUGGAUGGAGAAAGGAGAAGAAGCAGCGUGUACGGAUACGUUGCUUUCAGUACCAAAAAGACGUAUCCAAAAACGUCAAACCUCGCCAUCUUUCUGACCAGUUCCUGUUUCCGUUGCAUGCGAGCCAUAUCGCUCUUGUCUUCGUCUUCCGCUCCUUCCGCUGCAUUUUCUUGGUCUGACGAAUCGCCGGAAUCACCGUCAUCGUCGUCGUCGUCGUCAUCACUAGAUCCAUCCAUCCUCGGAGCAUUAUCAUCAUCCUCAAUACCAACGACCUGCGAAAGUGGGCUUGGCGUAUUCGUAUGAUGAAUCAUUUGCGAUCUAGAUGGCUGAAUAGCGUCGAGUUGGCGAGCGAGCGUUGGGGGAUGGUUGGUAGUGAUUGGAGUAGAGUUGGAGGAGAGAGAUGGAGGAGGUUGGUGGAGAGGAUCCAGGGAAAGGGAGCCUAGGGGGUUAGACAUUGUCGAUUUGACAAAGCGUGAGACGGAUAGGUUU
Periconia digitata is the source of this 1114-nucleotide messenger RNA. The record is from the annotation of a GenBank genome assembly. Lineage: Eukaryota; Fungi; Ascomycota; Dothideomycetes; Pleosporales; Periconiaceae.